UUCAGCUGAUUAUCCAAUCCUCAAACACUUGCCUCUCUCUCUCUCUCUCUCUCUCUCUCUCGUUUUUUGGUUGUGUCCUAUAUUAAUUUCUCAUGGCAAGAAUGUCUGAUCCACUCGUGGUUGGUCGAGUGAUCGGGGAUGUGAUCGACUGUUUUGCAACCAGUGUCAAAACGACGGUCACUUACAACUCCAACAAGCAUGUGUUCAAUGGUCAUGAGCUCUUCCCUUCCACUGUUACCGCUAAGCCUAGGGUUGAGGUUCAUGGCGGUGACAUGAGGUCCUUCUUCACACUGGUAAUGACAGACCCAGAUGUUCCUGGUCCUAGCGAUCCAUAUUUAAGGGAGCACUUGCACUGGAUGGUUACGGACAUCCCAGGAACAACAGAUGCCACGUUCGGAAAAGAGGUGGUAGAGUACGAGAUGCCGAGGCCCAACAUCGGAAUACACAGGUUCGUCUUCAUCCUGUUCAAGCAGAAGAGGAGGGACAUGGUGAGAGGCCCUUCGUCGAGGGAUCGCUUCAACACCCGGCGAUUUGCCGAAGACAACGAGCUUGGCCUUCCCGUUGCGGCCGUCUACUUCAACGCUCAGAGGGAAACAGCCGCCAGGAGACGUUGAAAGACGACACGGCCGUGACUGUAACGGCAAUGAAACUGUGUGCGCAACAUAAAUGGAUAGGUUCAUGCAUCUGGAUGGAACCCUAGAUUACUAUGAUGUGAUAUAGCUUAAGAGAAAGCUUUCUUUCUAUAACGCGUGAAGUGUGUCAAGCGACUGUGCCGGUGGUCAGAAUAAUGGAUAUUAUUGUCAAGUUCAGCGUGGAGUCCGAAAUGGACUUUGAUGUAACGCAAUAGUGUGCGUUUCAUCUUGUAUCUUACGUCUUGCAAUAAUAACAAGCUAGGAUGCGAAAUGUUUG
Eucalyptus grandis is the source of this 909-nucleotide messenger RNA. RefSeq names its product CEN-like protein 2. NCBI's taxonomy places the organism in Eukaryota, Viridiplantae, Streptophyta, Magnoliopsida, Myrtales, Myrtaceae. The transcript has 4 exons. The record is from RefSeq and is a predicted model, not a curated record. Gene Ontology annotation, cellular component: nucleus; cytoplasm. The coding region runs from base 93 to 614 and encodes 173 amino acids. Gene Ontology annotation, biological process: vegetative to reproductive phase transition of meristem; negative regulation of flower development.